This is a messenger RNA of Cynocephalus volans (Philippine flying lemur), 1971 nucleotides long. RefSeq names its product fidgetin like 2 (gene FIGNL2). The record is from RefSeq and is a predicted model, not a curated record. The coding region runs from base 1 to 1971 and encodes 656 amino acids. Gene Ontology annotation, molecular function: ATP hydrolysis activity; ATP binding; microtubule severing ATPase activity. The transcript has a single exon. Lineage: Eukaryota; Metazoa; Chordata; Mammalia; Dermoptera; Cynocephalidae.
AUGCACUGGACACCAGAACACGCCCAGCCCCUCAACCAAUGGCCAGAGCAGCACCUGGACGUCUCCUCCACCACCCCGUCGCCAGCCCACAAAUUGGAAUUGCCCCCUGGGGGUCGCCAGCGCUGCCACUAUGCUUGGGCACACGACGACAUCUCUGCCCUCACUGCCUCCAACCUCCUCAAACGCUACGCAGAGAAGUACUCGGGGGUCCUGGACUCACCCUACGAGCGUCCCACCCUGGGCGGCUACGGCGACUCCGCAUUCCUCAACGGCGCCAAGGGGGACCCCGAGCCAUGGCCAGGGCCCGAGCCGCCUUACCCCCUGGCCUCACUCCACGAGGGCCUCCCGGGGACCAAGUCGGGCAGUGGGGGCGGUUCCGGGGGCCUUGGGGGCUCCCCGGUUUUAGCUGGGAACCUGCCUGAACCCCUCUAUGCCGGCAACGCGUGCGGGGGCCCGUCGGCGGCGCCCGAGUACUCGGGCUACGGCGGGGGGUACCUGACGCCAAGUUACUGCGCGCAGACCGGCGCCGCGCUGCCCCCGCCACCCCCGUCUGCGCUACUGCAGCCCCCGCCCCCGCCCGGGUACGGCCCCUCCGGGCCUCUGUACAACUACCCCGCGGGGGGCUACGCUGCGCAGCCCGGCUAUGGCGCUCUCCCGCCGCCCCCGGCCCCCGCCCCGGCCCCCUACCUGACCUCGGGCCUGGCGGCGCCCACGCCCCUGCCCGCGCCGCCCAGGCCGGCGCCCACCUCCUACGGCUUCCAGGCGGCCGCUCCGGGCGCUGAGGCCGGGGUGUCGCUAAAGCGCAAGGCCAACGACGAGGGCGCGGAGGGCCGCUACCGCAAGUAUAUUUAUGAGCCCACCAAGGCCUCCGCGGCCGACGGUGCCUCCUACCCCGCCGCGGACAACGGCGAGUGUCGGGGCAACGGGUUCAGGGCGAAGCCGCCGGGAGCCCCGGAGGAGGUGUCGGGAAAGUAUGGCGGCGGCGUCCCCCUCAAGAUCCUGGGCUCCCCCGUCUACGGCCCACAACUCGAGCCCUUUGAAAAGUUCCCGGAACGGGCCCCUGCGCCGGCUCCCCGUGGGGGCUUCGCGGUGCCCUCGGGGGAGCCUCCCAAAGGUGUGGACCCGGGAGCCCUGGAGCUAGUGACGAGCAAGAUGGUGGACUGCGGGCCCCCGGUGCAGUGGGCGGACGUGGCAGGCCAGGGCGCGCUCAAGGCGGCGCUGGAGGAGGAGUUGGUGUGGCCCCUGCUGAGGCCGCCCGCCUACCCAGGCAGCCCGCGCCCGCAGCGGACAGUGCUGUUCUUCGGGCCGCACGGUGCAGGCAAAGCUCUGUUAGGCCGCUGCCUCGCCACGCAGCUGGGAGCCACGGUGCUGCGCGUGCGCGGCGCGACCCUGGCCGCGUCGGGCGCCGUCGAGGGCGCUCGCCUCCUGCGGGCGGCCUUCGCGGCUGCGCGCUGCCGCCCGCCCGCCCUGCUCCUCCUCAGCGAGCUGGAUGCGCUGCUCCCGGUCCGGGACGACGGUGCGGCUGCCGCAGGCGCGCUGCAGGCCUCGCUCCUGGCCUGCCUGGACGGCAGCUGCGGCGCGGGGCCCGACGGCGUGCUGGUCGUGGGGACCACCUCGCGGCCCGCGGCUCUGGACGAGGCGACCCGCCGGCGCUUCGCUCUCCGCUUCUACGUGGCAUUGCCCGACAGUCCGGCCCGCGGGCAGAUCCUGCAACGGGCGCUGGCCCAGCAGGGCUGUGCGCUGAGCGAGCGGGAGCUCGCGGCCCUGGUGCAGGGCACCCAGGGCUUCUCUGGGGGCGAACUGGGACAGCUGUGCCAGCAGGCAGCGGCCGGGGCGGGCCUCCCGGGCCUGCAGCGCCCCCUCUCCUACAAGGACUUGGAGGCGGCGCUAGCCAAGGUGGGCCCUAGGGCCUCCCCUAAGGAGCUGGACUCGUUCGUGGAGUGGGACAAAAUGUACGGCUCCGAACACUGA